This is a messenger RNA of Penaeus monodon (black tiger shrimp), 1447 nucleotides long. Its product is annotated as RNA pseudouridylate synthase domain-containing protein 1-like. The transcript is spliced from 6 exons. Gene Ontology annotation, biological process: pseudouridine synthesis. Gene Ontology annotation, molecular function: RNA binding; pseudouridine synthase activity. Bases 76 to 993 code for a protein of 305 amino acids. The record is from RefSeq and is a predicted model, not a curated record. NCBI's taxonomy places the organism in Eukaryota, Metazoa, Arthropoda, Malacostraca, Decapoda, Penaeidae.
CGACCGCCUGCGUUUCUCGGUUUGUUUACAUGCGAGAGGAACGGGUCGUAGGGACGUUCUCUCUGUUGAAGGUGGAUGGAUUGGAGUGAUGCUGUCCGAGCAUUCAUCUUGGAAGGCAUGGUGCACCUUGCCUGGGUUCGCAUUAAGGAGAAGAUUGCCAAGAAAGUCUGCCAGAUUAUCAGGCAGAAGAUUGGCGUGAAUGUCCCGCCCUCCAUCCACGAUUUGGAGGUAGUCCAUCACAGUCCGCAUUAUAUUAUCAUCAAUAAAAGAUAUGACAUUCUCAUCAAUAGUAACUCAGCAGCUGAUGAGGUGACUGUACAGACACAGCUCAGACGUAAAUUCCCAGACCUUGUCAACCCCAAGCUUGGACAUGAGUUCAUGUUUGCACACAGGCUCGAUUUUGCAACCAGUGGGCUCAUGUGCAUCUCGGUCCACAAGAAGGCUGCUGGAGCUGUGACCAGGUGUUUUGUUCACAAGCGGGUCGAUAAAUAUUAUUUGGCACUCGUACGUGGACAUGUAUCGAAGGAGAUGCUUGAUAUUUACCUCCCUAUAGGGGAUGACCUUCGACCAGAAUGGAGAGAUGUGAAGAUGGCGACUCCUCUCAGUCGCCAUGUUGGUCGCUGCAAACCAGCCCACACUCGCCUCCUAGUGCUGCAGAAGGGCCUUUAUGAUGAUUAUCCCGCCACAAAGCUCCUUCUGAAGCCCAUCACCGGCCGACGGCACCAGCUCAGGGUCCACUUAUCAGAGUCAGGGCACACUAUAGUGGGAGAUUUCACGUACUCCAACCGUCGUGAUCUUUCUCCCUAUAGGAUGUUCCUGCAUGCAGUACGCCUGGCCUUUCCCUCUGAAUACGAGCAAGUAGACGUUCGCACCAAUGACCCUUUCACAGAGGAUGAUAGGAGGAACAAGUGGAUCCCAGUGGAAACUCUGAAUGAACUCACCGAUGAUGCGUACUUAAAGCUCAAAAUGGGGAAGAAGUGGUAUAAGAGAUGAUGUGCUUUAAGUGCUGUAAAUGCGUUUUUCUCCCAUCAUUUUUUUUUUUUUUUUGCGUGAAUGGUAUUCUAUUUAUAUCUUGUCAGGUGAGAGAGAACGAGAGAAAAAAAAAAUUUAUAAUAAAAAUAUUUUGUUAGUAUCUGGUGGUGCUGUAAUAAGUCAUGCAAGGUCUCCAUCAUAUCAAGUAUUAGAGAUUGAGCUGUGAAACAAUUUUUAUACAUGUACAUAUUUGCUGUAUGUAUAUAAAAUCAAUCCUAAUGUGUCUAAUGUGAUAAAAAAAAGACUUCCACUGUUGUGUUGUAACCCAAACAACGAGACAAUCAACCUGAAUCAAAUACUACAGAAGUUGUUGUGAUGCAUAAAAAUGAAUGAAUAAGUGUGAAUUAUAAGGUUGUGAUACAUUGUAGGAAUUUCAUGAAAGUACAGGAAAAAAAAAAAAAAAUCCAGCCUUUUA